AUGAUGAGCAGAGUACAACACAUCCUCAGGGCUUUGGAGUCUUCCAGGAGCUUCACAACGGUGGCGGCUCCCGUGAAGAAGGGUGACAUUCUGGAGGUCACGCGGCGCAUUUCCCAGGGGGACGUUGAUCGGUUCACUCGUGUCAUCGGAGACAAGAACCCCAUUCAUUCGAGUGAGCAUCCACUGGAGAAUCGUCUCAUUCCCGGAUCCCUUCUCAAUGGCAUCGUUUCCGGCUUGGUGGGAACUCAACUUCCCGGACCUGGGAGUAUUCUCGUGUCGCAGAAGCUGUCCUUCCCGCACAAGUGUGUCGUGGAUAAGGACAUCAACAUCCGCAUCGAGGUGGCGGAUUUGCGGAAGAUCAUCACAGUGACUUAUGAAUGUUUCCAAGAUAAGAAGAUUGUCUUCAAGGGGGAAGCCAAUCUUAUGUAUAAGGAAGUCUAA
Messenger RNA from Lutzomyia longipalpis, 441 nucleotides. Its product is annotated as hydroxyacyl-thioester dehydratase type 2, mitochondrial. The transcript has a single exon. Bases 1 to 441 code for a protein of 146 amino acids. The record is from RefSeq and is a predicted model, not a curated record. Lineage: Eukaryota; Metazoa; Arthropoda; Insecta; Diptera; Psychodidae.